AUGGCAAGUCAGAGGGAGAAGCGAGUUACUGCUGGAAACAAGCUUCGUUCCUUGCUAGACCAAGAGUCGACAAUACCCACUGAACAGCUCUUUGAGGAGGAAGAAGGAGAUGAAGAAUUCAAGGAAGUUGACGAGGCCGACAUUGUCGAUUCGGAUUUUGAAGACACGGAUGAAGAAGACAAUGCUGCUGCUGCCGAUCAACCUGGUGACCAAGAGGACGAAGACGCUCUAGCUCGCAAAAGAAAGCGUGACAAAAUUGCUGCUUCGGUACAGAAACCUGUGCCAGUCAAAAAGAAACGACCACCGCCUAUACCCAGAGAGCUGGGCGGUACUGGAUCUGAUCUAGAUCCUUUGCCAAAAGCUCCAAAGAAACCAAGAGUCGCAAGGCCACAAUUUGCUGGCAAUGACGUGAGAAAAUCGAAUCGUACUACUACUGUCGUUGCUGGUAUUCAAUUGGACGAACGAUUGCGUGCCAAUCGUCCUGCCCCAAAAAAGGUUCAAGAGGUGCUACUGACGCAAGAAGAAUUGUUAGAAGAAGCCAAACAAACAGAGGAAGUGAACAAGGCAUCUCUAUACUAUUUACAGCAGGCAGAAGAAGAAAGAAGGAAUCGUAUACCGAAAAGACAGCAGCAGCAGAUAACGGGACCAUCCAUACACUUCUUGUCGUUUGUGGAAAGCAAAUACUAUGUUACAGAAAUCAUUGACGACGAUGAACCCACCUCUGCCAAACCAAGUAUACGUGAAUCUAAUGCCUCUGCUGGCCCGGGCAGGCCGAAUGGAGUACACGGUACACGUUCGAGUAAUAGUGGUGUUGGUGGUUCGAGUAGUAACGCAACGCAGGAUGUAAUACUGGUAGUAGACGAUAAGCCAUCAGGUACAAGUGGCCCCAACAGAACGAUUAUAGAUUCUCAACCAACAGGAACAGAUCGGAUCGCCCGCAAUGUAUUUAUAUUUGACGAGUUUGUAGAUGAUCCUUUUGUAGAACUGAAGAAGGCUCCGCCAAAGCCAGGAAAGGCGAUUUGUCCAAUAACUGGUCUGAUGGCAAAGUAUCGAGAUCCAGUCACGGGAACUCCAUAUGCAACGAUCGAAGCAUAUAAAGUCAUCAAGGAUAUGUUUCAAAAUCAGAGAUACUUGUGGUCUCCCUUCCUCAAAUCGUAUAUACAUCCAGCAGAUGCACGUGCACCUUCGUCACUACCACCAUCAUGGAAGGACUCUACUCUAGAAACCGGUAAGUCACACUCCCUCGAUGGUGGCAAGAGACCGUUAUACUUUGGUCUAAGAGAGCGUGGAAGAAAGGCAGAGGAAGAGGAAAGUGCAGAAGAGGACUCUCCUAUAACAGUGACGUUUGGAACGCCCCUUCCGACUUCACGGCCACAGACUCCGAUAAUUAUACCACCUCUAAUCCUAACUUCGGCAUUGGUAAGACAGUCAUCCGCAUCAUCUAUUGUCGUAAAACAGGAACCAGACACGAUGGUAGAUGUUGAGAUGGAAGAUGCCGAUCAUGACGACGCAGACGAUGGAGAGCUUGAUGACUCGACUUCUGCUCGUAGACGCAGUGGUAAAGGUAUGAGGGGCAGAAGAGGCAGACCGCCUGCUGCUGGAAAGGGCACAUCACCACGGCGUAAUAAAACGACAAAAGCAGCUGGUGCUCUACCUCAAUCAACGCCUGAUCCAGAACCCCAAUCGAUAACGGCUGAUGUACAAGCUUCCUCGUCUCCAACACCCGGUGCAUCGAAAGAUAUAGAAUCUUCUCCAGGAAAGAAAGCACGGAAACCUCAGACUGCCGAAGCAAAAGAGCGUGCAGCUCAACGGAGAAGAGAACGAAAUGCUGAAAAGAAGUCUGCAACAUCUACUACUCCUCAGCUUGUAGCGACUACUCCAAUAAUAGGUAACCCGUUUCCUGAAAUACCUCAAUAUGGGUACAACACGAUACCGCAACACAUGUCGCCGCCACCACAGCUACAUAAUCUACCAUAUACAGGAGUCAUGAAUCCAUAUCAGUCACCACCGCCGCCACCACUCUUCAACCUGCCACCUAUAUCGAGCCUACCGCUCUCCAUGCAACCACCUCCAUACCCCAUGUACAACCCACAACAAGGUUUCAACGGUUUAAACGGCACUCCCCCAAUGCUGAGCUACCCGCCUCCACCACCAUACAUUAACGGAUUGCCGCCUCUAUCGUUGAUACCGGGUGCGAUGAUGGGACAAGGCAUGGUUGGACAUAUCACGAAUAAUAAUAGUAAUAGGCACGAGGACUCUCAGAGCAAGGGAAAGGAGAGAGCUUUGUAA
This is a messenger RNA of Synchytrium microbalum, 2289 nucleotides long. RefSeq lists its product as uncharacterized. The transcript has 6 exons. Gene Ontology annotation, cellular component: nucleus. NCBI's taxonomy places the organism in Eukaryota, Fungi, Chytridiomycota, Chytridiomycetes, Synchytriales, Synchytriaceae. The record is from RefSeq and is a predicted model, not a curated record. The coding region runs from base 1 to 2289 and encodes 762 amino acids. Gene Ontology annotation, molecular function: ATP-dependent H2AZ histone chaperone activity. Gene Ontology annotation, biological process: chromatin remodeling; regulation of DNA-templated transcription.